ACAGCUGGCUCACAGUUAAAUGUGUGAACCGUGGACUAUGCUCCUCCAGUUUCUCGUUACCUGUACUGCUGGAAGCAUCUCAGAUCCUUGGAGUCAGCUUUGUGGACUUUCAUCUGUCAGUGGGUCCAUUAAACUUCGCUCUCAGAGUCGGAUCAAACGCCUGAUUCCUGCUGCUUCCACCUUGGUUGUCCAGGAUGCAGAGAAAUUGAUGUGACCUGUGGAGCAGAUUAACAGUUGCAUCUUUCUGCUGCUGUUUGCUCUGAUAACACACCCUCCACUUACAUACUCAUGCUGUGAUCACAUGAAUGACUAACGCCUUCUCGGCUAUCUUGCAUCAUCACCACUCUAAUCUCUCUGAGGUUGGGUUUGGAUUUAGAAAUCUGCGUUGGAAGCUGUCUAGACAUUAAAGUGGAAGCUUGUUUGUGUUGAUAGAUAAUUGCUGGCUUCCAGGGGCACGCUGGGGAUUAACAUGUGUAGCCUUCUUUAGACCUCCAGCAGCCAGCGAGCCAGUAAGAUGCAGCUACAACUGUGCUGACCAGCAGCAGCUCAAAAAGUCACAACACUGGACAGCUGACGGGCUGCAGCCUGGAUGUGAUGCUGGGUCGGUGGGUAAACCUGCUUCGGUGUGCGAUGUGUGGACCUGCCUUCCCCCUGUGUGUGCUGCUCUGGAUCGUAGGAACCAUCUCUGCAACGAAAGGUCAGGUCGUAGCUCCUGCCAGUCUGACAGCAGAGGCGGGGCGUCCGCUAACCCUCAGCUGCAACUUCACCACAGCGGCAGGCGACUCCAUCCGGCAGGUGCGCUGGCUCAACAGGGACUCCAAGGUCCUGCUGGCGUACGAGCCCAGCAAGCCGGUCCGCGUCAGCCACCAAGAGCCCAACGUGCAGCUCACCGCCUCGCACAACGACGCCAGCUACAUCACCAUCAACAGGCUGCGGCCAGAUGACGGCGGCUGCUACCGCUGCAUCUUUGACGUUUACCCCAGAGGGCCGCAAGAAGGCUCCACAUGCAUCAGCGUCACCGGAAAAGUGCACCUGGAGGGCAAUAAGACUGCUGUCAGCGGGAAGCCCACCACCCUGUCCUGCUGGUACAGCCUCCCCGACAGGGUUCGCCAGGUGCUGUGGAGGAAGACGGCCGAGCAAGGCGACACCACCACCGUGGCCUCGUACGCCAAACACGGCCACCGCGACACAAGGGAGCAGUUCAAGGGUCGAGUUAGCCUGAGCCGAACCCUCGGAGACACCCAGCUGACCAUCCAGCCGGUCCGGACCGAGGACGAGGCCUGCUACACCUGCGAGUUCCACACCUACCCGGAUGGCACCAGGAGCGCCACCGCCUGCCUCUCUGUUUUUGUUUUACCCAAACCAGAGGUGAGCCAGGUCACCUCACCUGCUGGACUCACCGAGGCCAACUGCACCGCCCAGUCCAGACCUGCAGCAGAGAUCACGUGGAACGUCGGCGGGGAAAACAAAACGCUUGGACCGCCCAUUUUGUCGACCUACGAUCAGGGCGACGGCACGACGAUAGUGACGAGCACACUGUUCUUCCAACCGGGGAUGCUCAGUGACCUUAACGUUAAGUGCAUUGUGCACCACCAGGGUUUGGACAAACCUGUGACACUGUCGCUCAACACAAAUGUGGGUCCAGCUAUGGUCAUCCUGCUGUCGGUGUGUGGCGUAGCAGCCGUCCUCCUCCUCUGCCUCUGUGUGUGUCUCUGCAAGUGCUUCAUCUGUACCGACGACUGAUUUGGUGUCGGCUGCUUUGAUGAAGGUCCAGUGGAGCUCAGAGCCUGACCUAUCUGCUCAGCACCGUGGCCUCCAGCUCAGUGUGCAGAGGAAGGACUGAGUCAACGCUUCUGCUUCCACGAGCUGAGCAAAAACGAACACAUUUUCUACAAAGCAAACACAAAUAAAACCACAUUAUUUAAUGCUAGAUAUUACACUAACUUUAGAGCAGCCACAUUGAUUGGAGUGGAGUUAGGUUUGUCUAUCUUGUUGCACAGUGGAGGUCCAGUGUUGGGAUAAAACAAUGCUUUCUGCCCUGUACAGGUUCUAAUAGCAAACUUUGAUCGGUUCGCUGAUCAGAACACUGUGAUAAAUUGUAUAUAUGUUUUACAUUUUUGGUUAAUAUUGGCUUCAGUAGAGUUAACUUAAAGAUCCCAUAUAGUAAAAAUGGAUUUUCUGUGUUUUGUGUUUGUGAUAAACUUAAAUUAAAAGCUGUUACAAUAUGGAGAAAUUCCCUUCUGCUAUUCCUCAAGCCCCCUUCCAAAAAAAACUAAAUGGCCUUCUAGCUUUAGAAGCUAGUAAUAAUUUUACUGAGCUGCUACGAGCCAACUGAGGAACCGAUAGCUCCAAUAACUCAAAGUUGCUGCUGCUUCCAGAUGAUUGAUUCAGAAUGAGCUGCUUCCUCAUAGUCCUCCAGGUUUAUUUACUUCCUCAAGGUGCUCAUGCUAACUCUAAAAUGUUUCAGCCUCGAGCAAAAUGCACCAAAUGUUCUGUUGUUGGCUGUAAGAGUGAACACAAGAGUAUUUGUACACUCACAGCACCUAGGGAAGACACAGUGGAGAAAUCUUACUAUUAAUGGCGAUGUCACGACAGUCCUUAGGGCACUGUGCGGCUAAUGUGGCUAACAUUGCCAUUAGUUUAAAUGCAUCCCCACAGGUCAGAGAAAGAAAGUCCUGGUCUCAUGGACUGUGUCGUUUCUCUGCCUUCAACUGCUUUUCUCAGCACUGUCAAUCAUAGACGCAGAGAGAGUUUUCUUCCUGAAAGAGGCGUGGACAGCCGAAGCUUAGCUGAAGCAGCUUGUUGCAGAAUGGAGCUAAAACCAGGAGUCAUGGUGAAAUGAACAGUCUUUGCAGCAUUGUGAGCUUAAAAUGGAAAUACGAAUUCUGGGGUAGUCAUGUAAUUUAUUUCAGCAGCUGAAAAGCGGAACAAUGUGAGACCUUUAAAUUAAAAACUAAAUUACUUAUCAGCAGGGGACUGAUUAGCUACCAGUCCAAUACACACUUUUUAUAUUUUUCAAAGCUUUUUCUAUUUGGUUUAAAACUAACGACAAUAAUCAAAGCUGCUUAGAUGUCGUUAGAUAAUUUAACGUGCUAAAAGUCACCUAAUCGUCAUCUGGUUAUUGUGCAGCUUCAGUUUGAUCAGAUUUAAUUUAUAGCAGCGCCUGGCAGCACUGCAGGCGUCUUCAGAUUUUAACAAAAAAGCCUGCUCAUUCUUAAAAUUUGAAGCCAAACAAGGAACCAAAAUAACCCAAACUGUUCUAGCUUUGGCUUCUCAUUUCUGAGGAAAUACAUUUUGAGGACCUUCAAAGGGGGCUCAGAACUCAGUACCACAUCAGUUGUUCUUUGACACCGCUUGAUGGCUGUGGGACACCAACAUGUCCGCCACAGAGGGUGUAGCGUCACCUGAACAGCGUCUGCUUGUGGUUGUCAAAUAGAGAAGACAGAUGAUUAAAAGAGAAUCCACUUUGAGUUACAGGAACAUGAGCUCUGAGGCUAAAAUCUGUAGUGAGUCACCCUGAAAAAGAGGUUUGAGUGGGAAAGAAUGAAAGGUUUAUUUAUAGCUGCUGCAGCGGGACGGAGAAGGUGGUCGAGCGGUAACCUGCAUGUGUUAACGCUGCCCCGACCGUUCCCGUGCAGAUGAAGCUGCAGCUGUGAAUCACUGUUUAUAUGUGCGUGAGACAGACUAAAGGUGUUCCUUUCUUUGUGACAUUUUGUGUACGUACGUUUGCAUUGCUGUACAGUAUUCUCCAAACUGAACUGUAGGAAACACCAGUGUUACCUUUUCUUUGGGAAAGUAUUAAUAUACGCCUCUUUGGGCUCUUGUACAGUGUUACUGUCGUUAAUUUUUGUAGAAAAAGUCAAACAUUCUAAUAACGAUUAACCUCAACAUCUUAUUUUAGAGUAAAGCCAGUUAUCUGUAUAUAUAAAGAGAAGGUUUAAUUGUUAAUAAAUACAGUUGCUGAGGUUAAGAAACUAA
Acanthochromis polyacanthus (spiny chromis) is the source of this 3978-nucleotide messenger RNA. RefSeq names its product OX-2 membrane glycoprotein-like. The transcript is spliced from 9 exons. NCBI's taxonomy places the organism in Eukaryota, Metazoa, Chordata, Actinopteri, Pomacentridae. Gene Ontology annotation, molecular function: cell-cell adhesion mediator activity. The coding region runs from base 595 to 1743 and encodes 382 amino acids. The record is from RefSeq and is a predicted model, not a curated record.